Molecule: messenger RNA, 741 nt
Organism: Gavia stellata (red-throated loon)
Lineage: Eukaryota; Metazoa; Chordata; Aves; Gaviiformes; Gaviidae
Gene: MMD2
Product: monocyte to macrophage differentiation associated 2
Exons: 7
Coding region: 1-741 (246 amino acids)
Cellular component (GO): membrane
Molecular function (GO): pore-forming activity
Source: RefSeq, a predicted model, not a curated record
AUGUUGGUGUCCCGGGUCCCGGAUUUCCAGAAGACGCGCUACGCCAGGUUCAUGAAUCACCGUGUCCCGUCCAACUGCAGGUACCAGCCGACGGAGUACGAGCAUGCGGCAAACUGUGCCACCCACGCGUUCUGGAUCCUGCCCAGCAUCCUCGGCAGCUCCAUUCUCUACAUCCUCUCUGAUGACCAGUGGGAAACUAUCUCAGCCUGGAUCUAUGGCUUUGGCUUGUCCAGCCUUUUCAUCGUCUCCACCAUCUUCCACACCAUCUCCUGGAAGAAGAGGCAUCUCAGGACGGUGGAGCACUGCUUGCAUAUGUUCGACAGGAUGGUGAUCUACUUCUUCAUCGCGGCGUCGUACGCUCCCUGGCUGAACCUGCGGGAGUUGGGUCCCUGGGCCUCCCACAUGCGCUGGAUCAUCUGGAUCAUGGCAUCUAUCGGGACUGUCUAUGUUUUCUUCUUCCAUGAGCGGUACAAGCUGGUGGAGCUGGUGUGCUACGUUAUCAUGGGCUUCUUCCCUGCCUUGGUCAUUCUCUCCAUGCCCAACAGGGAUGGCCUCCCGGAGCUGGUGGCCGGUGGACUCUUCUACUGCCUGGGCAUGGUCUUCUUCAAAAGCGACGGCCGCAUCCCCUUCGCCCAUGCCAUCUGGCACCUCUUCGUGGCCAUUGGAGCUGGCAUCCACUACUACGCCAUUUGGAGGUACCUCUACCGGCCCGGCAUACUGGAGGCUAAAACGUCCCGGUAG